Molecule: messenger RNA, 1491 nt
Organism: Nilaparvata lugens (brown planthopper)
Lineage: Eukaryota; Metazoa; Arthropoda; Insecta; Hemiptera; Delphacidae
Exons: 1
Coding region: 154-888 (244 amino acids)
Source: RefSeq, a predicted model, not a curated record
AAUGCGACGUUCAUGUACCAAAACUGUGGUAGGCUACCUACUUGGACAGAUUACAAUUCCUGGAGGACCAAGAAGUUCCAAGGCCACCCACAACCAUUACAUCUUUUACUAUAUGAGGAAUGCAUUUCAAAUGUGACGAGAUAUCUAUAGACAAUGGUGACUGGAAUUCAGAUUUCUCUUCUGGUCGUCGUCUUAUUCUUGGGAUACGCUGGACUCAACCGGGCUGAAUCAAUCAAAGAUAGACAGGUUGCAGAAAUAGUGGAUGAUGGUACAGAUCCGGAUAUUCCACUUCAAGAGGAACCCAUUUGCAAAGACGGCAAAUGUACAUUGAAACUCAACAUGGGUAUACCUUGGGUUAAAUCCCAUUUGGAAGGACAAAUGGAAUUUGGGUAUAAAGGUGCGGACAAUGCGGUAGAAGGUUCAUCGGGUAUGUCAUAUGUGCCAUUUGGAGGAUCCCCCACCUCAUUCAAACUUUUCAGUGAAAUUCAUUGUGAAGGUGAAGAUACAGUAGCAUUACGCGUUGGUGCUGGGGUUAGAAAAACAAUAAAUUGGCAAGAAGUCAAAGGAAAAAUAUCACAAAAACUGCCUCCAAUAUGCAUUCCGAUUCCUGGAGCAACGGUUGUCUUGCUUUGUUUGUUUCUCACCAAGUACAAAUAUCACCAUGAGGAUAAAAGUUUGGAGUUCUGCAUAUUACUUCAGAUAAGAGCUACUGUAAUAGCUGGAAUUGGAUUUAAAAUAGUAAAUUUGCAUAACAGAUGCAUGGUUUUGAGAAGAGAGCAUUUCACACGAAUCGGCGAAGGCGUGAAAGCAGUGCCAAGUUUCGCCAAAAAACAAGCCACUAGUAUGCAGCAAAUGUUUCAGAGAUCGUUCAGCUUUCGACGAUCUUAACUCACUUCCUGCACCUGCAAUGGAUGUUCUACCAGGUGCCUAAUACAUUCGACGCUUGAAAAUUCUAGAAAUUGGUAUCAAAAGUUGAUACCAAUGUUUAGAAUUGUCGUGUAAACCUGUACAACUUGUUGAUUGACCCAGACAUAUGAUUUAAAUUUGAUUGAUAUUCAAAUUAUUAUUGGAAUAUCAAUUUCAUAUUCAAUUAUAAUUUCUAUUGAAAUAUGUACCAAUUUUAUAUCCAGUUAUUAAUUCUAUUGGAAUGUAAAUUGAAUUUCAAUUGCGACUGAGUCACUCGAUAGAAAGUGCAGGUUUACCAUUUGGAUGCAACUACUGCACAAUAGCUGAUCAAUAAAAGGUUUCACACUAUGUCUGGUAUCAUUUCAUUUAUACUGAAGAAAUAAUACAGUAUCCAAAGUUCUAAUAUUUUGUGUUACUACAAUUUGAUCCAAUGCUACACAGUUGAUAUACAGUUCAAUUUUAUCUGUGAUUACUUUUAAAUAUUACCUUCUAUGAUUAUCCUACUAUAGUGGUUUAUUUAUUUUAUGUAUUCAUUCGAUAAUUUGACAAUGUUUCUAAGCUUAAGCCUAUUGAAACAAACUUAUA